Molecule: messenger RNA, 1999 nt
Organism: Hibiscus syriacus
Lineage: Eukaryota; Viridiplantae; Streptophyta; Magnoliopsida; Malvales; Malvaceae
Product: MLO-like protein 1
Exons: 14
Coding region: 228-1739 (503 amino acids)
Biological process (GO): defense response
Cellular component (GO): membrane
Source: RefSeq, a predicted model, not a curated record
AAGUGUAGAAGAUAGAGCUGGCCUUUGGGAAUCUUUUACAAUUAGUAAGAAUCACAGCUCUGUUUGAGCUCUACUGGUGUCCCACCCACAGAAAAUCGCUUCUCUUUUAUGGUGGCUUUUUUGGACUGACGAUCUUUUCUCUUUGUAUGCUAGUGAAGUUCACGUAUCCAUCAGAAGACCAAAGAUUUUGCAGACAAUUUGAGUGAAUACGAAAGUUUGGAGAGAAAAUGGCUGGAGGUGAAGAAGGGGCAACGUUGGAGUUUACGCCAACAUGGAUUGUUGCUGUAGUUUGCACUGUGAUUGUUGCCAUUUCUUUGGCUAUGGAACGGUUGCUUCAUGUUGCCGGGGUUGUUUUGAAGAAGAAACAUCAGAAACCACUCUAUGAGGCUCUUUCCAAAGUUAAAGAAGAGUUGAUGCUCAUGGGGUUCAUAUCACUAUUGCUGACAGUAUUUCAAGGUGCAAUUGCUAAAAUCUGUGUAUCUAAGGAUACAUUAACUCACAUGCUUCCUUGUAAACUUGAAGAAAAUAAAGCAACAGGGAAGGGCUCCAAUAGUGAAACAACAUCACAUUUUCAAACGUACUUUGCUUCGACCCUAGCUGGUAGCACCAGGCACCUACUUGCUGAAGAAUCUGCCUCUUCUCAUCUGGGAUAUUGUGCUAAGAAGGGCAAGGCACCUUUGUUGACUGUUGAAGCACUCCAUCAUCUGCAUAUAUUUAUCUUUGUCCUCGCCAUUGUUCAUGUGGUAUUCUGUGUUCUCACAGUUUCUAUUGGAGGGCUAAAGAUACGCCUAUGGAAACGUUGGGAAGAUUCAAUUGCAAAAGAAAAUUAUGAUUCAAAGCAAGUGUUGAAUGUCCAACAGCAUACUUUUAUCAAAGAGCAUUUCCGGGGUUUUGGCAAAGAUUCGAUUGUGCUAGGGUGGUUGCAUUCAUUUUUUAAGCAAUUCUCCGCGUCUGUGACCAAAUCAGAUUACGUGACACUAAGACUAGGCUUCAUAAUGAUGCAUUGCAGAGGGAAUCCCAAGUUUAAUUUUCACAAAUACAUGAUACGAGCCUUAGAAGAUGAUUUUAAGCAUGUUGUCGGUAUCAGUUGGUAUCUCUGGGUUUUUGUGGUCAUCUUCUUGUUGUUGAAUGUUAACGGCUGGCAUGCUUAUUUCUGGCUUGCUUUCAUUCCUGUCAUUCUUUUACUUGCCGUGGGCACCAAGCUUGAGCAUGUAAUUACCCAGUUGGCUCAAGAGGUUGCCGAGAGACAUGUAGCCAUUGAAGGGGAAUUAGUGGUCCAACCAUCGGACGAUCACUUUUGGUUCAACAGGCCUCGCAUCGUCCUCUUCUUGAUCCAUUUUACCCUCUUCCAAAAUGCGUUCGAGAUUGCUUUCUUCUUUUGGAUUUGGGUUCAAUAUGGCUUUGAUUCCUGCGUAAUGGGUCAAGUUCGUUAUAUCGUUCCUAGGCUUGUUAUAGGGGUUUUCGUUCAGGCACUCUGCAGUUUUAGCACAUUGCCACUUUAUGCUAUUGUCACACAGAUGGGGAGCUCGUUCAAGAAGGCGAUAUUCGAUGAGCAUGUGCAAAUAGGCCUUGUCGGUUGGGCACAGAAGGCAAAGAAAAGGAAAGGCUUAAAAGCUACUAGUCAGGCUGCAGCUGAAGUGAACCCGGAGGAAAGCCCUUCGGUUUCGAUUCAGAUGGGGAGUGUGCUGGGAAAUGCAUCUGAUCCAGAGGAGAUUCAUCCUUUACAUGGCUCCAAUUGAGCCUUGUUGAGAAGCACAGGAAGACAUGCUUCUUGUACAAAAUGUUUAUCAGUUAACAGUGUUUGUGAUGUAUUUGUGGGGUUCAUCCUGUGCUUGGUUUUGCUUGGUUAAAUAUACAGGGAAAAAAAUGUUGUCUUGGUGAACAAGUUUGGCUUGAAAAGAGUCGUCGUAACGUGCGAACCAAGCUAUCUCAGUGGUUGAAAUGAUGAUUUUUAUUUCUAGAGGUCUUAGGUUUGAAUACCAGAGACUGUAUAGUAUUU